CUUAAAAUAAUGAUGACAAAAAAGACCAUAUCUGCAAGCAGAGCUUCCCUGAUUCUCUUUCUGUGCCAGAUGAUUACUGCAUUGGAAGUACCUCUUGAUCCAAUACUUCUCAAAGAAUUAUCACAGCCUCCAACAAUAACUCAGCAAUCUCCAAAAGACUACAUUGUUGACCCUCGAGAGAAUAUUGUAAUACAAUGUGAAGCAAAAGGAAAGCCACCUCCUAGUUUCUCAUGGACCCGUAAUGGAACUCAUUUUGAUAUAGAUAAAGAUGCACGGGUAACAGUGAAGCCAAACUCAGGAACCCUUGUAAUAAACAUUAUGAAUGGCGGAAAGGCAGAAGCAUAUGAAGGAGUAUAUCAGUGUACAGCAAGGAAUGAACGUGGAGCAGCAAUUUCCAAUAACAUUGUUAUACGCCCAUCCAGAUCCCCCUUGUGGACUAAAGAAAAAGUAGAACCAAAACAUGUCAGAGAAGGUGAUCCUCUAGUACUUCACUGCAGCCCUCCAGUUGGCUUACCACCACCUAUAAUAUUUUGGAUGGAUAAUUCUUUCCAAAGGCUGCCUCAAAAUGAAAGAGUUUCCCAAGGUCUAAAUGGAGACCUUUAUUUUUCUAAUGUAAAACCAGAGGACACUCGUGAGGACUAUAUUUGUUAUGCGAGAUUUAAUCACACUCAGACUAUACAGCAGAAGCAACCUAUUUCUGUGAAGGUGUUUUCAACCAAGCCAUUGACAGAGAGACGACCAACUCUUUUAACUCCAGUGGGGAGCACAAGUAAUAAAGUGGAACUAAGGGGAAAUGUACUUUUGCUGGAGUGCAUUGCAGAAGGAUUACCCACACCAGUUAUCCGCUGGAUUAAAGAAGGUGGAGAACUGCCCAUCAACAGAACAUUUUUUGAAAAUUUUAAGAAAACUCUCAAAAUCGUAGAGGUUUCUGAAGCUGAUUCUGGAAAAUACAAAUGUGUAGCAAGAAAUCCAUUAGGUUCCACUCACCAUACCAUUACAGUAACUGUCAAAGCUGCUCCAUACUGGAUCACAGCACCUAGAAACCUUGUGUUGUCUCCUGGAGAGGAUGGAACCCUGAUCUGCAGAGCUAAUGGCAACCCCAAACCUAAUAUUAGCUGGCUAACAAAUGGUGUGCCCAUAGCAAUUGCCCCAGAAGAUCCUAGCAGAAAAGUAGAUGGUGAUACCAUUAUUUUCUCUGAUGUGCAAGAAAGAUCAAGUGCUGUUUAUCAAUGCAAUGCCUCUAAUGAAUAUGGAUACUUGCUGGCAAAUGCAUUUGUGAAUGUUUUGGCUGAGCCACCAAGAAUUCUGACUCCUGCUAAUAAAUUAUAUCAAGUCAUUGCAAACAAUCCUGCGUUGCUAGAUUGUGCUUUUUUUGGUUCACCUGUGCCUGAAAUUGAAUGGUUUAAGGGAGUAAAAGGGAGCAUCCUGCGCGGAGAUCUUUAUGUUUUCCAUGACAAUGGAACUCUGGAAAUUCCUGUGGCACAAAAGGAUAGUACUGGCACAUAUACCUGUGUAGCAAGGAAUAAAUUAGGAAAGGUACAAAAUGAGGUCCAUCUAGAAGUCAAAGAUCCAACAAUGAUUAUUAAACAGCCUGAAUACAAAAUCAUUCAAAGGGGUGGCCAGGUUUCCUUUGAGUGUACUAUAAAGCACGAUCCUACCUUAAUACCAACUAUUACGUGGUUGAAGGAUAAUGGUGAACUGCCAGAUGAUGAAAGGUUUAUUAUUCAUAAAGAUAAUUUGGCCAUUAUGAAUGUAACUGAUAUGGAUGAUGGAACCUAUACAUGUGUAGCAAAUACUACCCUGGACAGCGUUUCUGCAAGUGCCGUACUCACUGUUGUUGCUGCUACCCCAACUCCAGCUAUCAUUUACGAUCGUCCAAAUCCACCCUUUGAUUUAGAAUUAACAGAUCAGCUAGAAAGAAGCAUACAGCUGUCCUGGAUACCAGGCUAUGACAAUAACAGCCCCAUUACAAAUUUUGUCAUUGAAUAUGAAGAUGGAAUGCAUGAACCAGGGGUAUGGCAUUACCAGACAGAAGUCCGUGGGACUCAGACAACUGUACAGUUAAAGCUGUCUCCAUAUGUUAACUAUUCAUUCCGUGUAAUAGCUGUCAAUGAGAUUGGUAGAAGUCAGCCAAGUGAAGCAUCUGAACAAUACCUAACAAAAGCUGCAAAGCCAGAUGAAAAUCCUUCCGGUGUUCAAGGGAUAGGAUCAGAACCCGAUAAUUUGGUGAUUAUAUGGGAGCCUUUAAAAGGUUUUCAGUCCAAUGGACCAGGUCUUCAAUACAAAGUCAGUUGGCGUCAGAAAGAUGUUGGUGAUGAGUGGACUUCUGUUAUAGUUGCAAAUGUUUCAAAAUAUAUUGUAUCUGGUACACCAACCUUUGUUCCAUAUGAGAUAAAAGUACAGGCUUUAAAUGACUUAGGAUAUGCACCAGAACCUGCAGAGGUGAUUGGACAUUCUGGGGAAGACUUACCAAUGGUUGCUCCAGGCAACGUGCAGGUGCACAUUGUUAACAGCACAUUAGCCAAGGUGCACUGGGACCCCGUUCCACUAAAAACUGUCCGAGGACACCUUCAAGGAUACAGGAUUUACUACUGGAAAGUACAGAGUUUAUCUAAAAGAAGGCGGCGGCAUGUGGAGAAAAAGAUUCUGACAUUCAGUGGAAACAAGACACAUGGAAUGUUGCCAGGACUGGAGCCUUAUAGUUCUUACAAGCUGAAUGUUAGAGUUGUUAAUGGUAAAGGGGAAGGACCAGCAAGCCCUGACAAAUUAUUUAAGACUCCUGAAGGAGUUCCUGGCUCACCUUCCUUUUUGAAGAUUACUAAUCCAACACUGGACUCUCUCACUUUGGAAUGGGGUCCACCUACUCACCCAAAUGGUGUUUUGAUAGCGUAUACACUAAAGUUUCAACCAAUUAACAGCACUCAUGAAUUAGGCCCCUUGGUAGAGAUCAGAAUUCCUGCAAACGAGACCAGCUUGAUAUUAAGUAAUUUAAAUUACAGCACACGAUACAAGUUCUACUUUUAUGCACAAACAUCAGUUGGAGCUGGAAAUCAAAUAACUGAGGAAGCAGUAACAAUUAUGGAUGAAGUGCGACCAAUUUAUCCAAGGAUCAGAAAUGUUACUGCAUCUGCUGCUGAGACCUAUGCCAAUAUCAGUUGGGAGUAUGAGGGACCAGAUCAUGUGAACUUUUAUGUUGAAUAUGGUGUGGCAGGCAGCAAAGAAGAUUGGAAAAAAGAAAUUGUAAAUGGUUCUCGGAGCUUCUUUGUGUUAAAGAGUUUAACACCAGGAACGUCAUAUAAAGUCCGGGUUGGUGCUGAGGGUCUGUCUGGUUUUGUGAGUUCAGAGGAUGUGUUUGAGACAGGUCCAGCAAUGGCAAGCCGGCAGGUUGACAUUGCUACUCAAGGAUGGUUCAUUGGUCUUAUGUGUGCUGUUGCUCUUCUUAUCUUGAUUUUGCUGAUUGUUUGCUUCAUAAGGAGGAAUAAGGGUGGCAAAUAUCCAGUGAAGGAAAAGGAAGAUGCACAUGCUGAUCCAGAAAUACAGCCUAUGAAAGAAGAUGAUGGAACAUUUGGUGAAUACAGUGACGCAGAGGAUCAUAAACCUCUAAAGAAAGGAAGCCGAACACCUUCAGACAGGACUGUGAAAAAGGAGGACAGUGAUGAUAGUUUAGUUGACUAUGGCGAAGGUGUAAAUGGUCAGUUCAAUGAGGAUGGCUCCUUUAUUGGACAAUACAGUGGUAAAAAAGAGAAAGAACCUGCAGAAGGAAAUGAAAGUUCUGAGGCUCCUUCUCCUGUCAAUGCCAUGAAUUCCUUUGUUUAA
This is a messenger RNA of Emys orbicularis (European pond turtle), 3816 nucleotides long. RefSeq names its product neuronal cell adhesion molecule (gene NRCAM). The record is from RefSeq and is a predicted model, not a curated record. The coding region runs from base 10 to 3816 and encodes 1268 amino acids. Gene Ontology annotation, biological process: cell-cell adhesion; brain development; axon guidance. Gene Ontology annotation, molecular function: cell-cell adhesion mediator activity. NCBI's taxonomy places the organism in Eukaryota, Metazoa, Chordata, Testudines, Emydidae. The transcript is spliced from 28 exons. Gene Ontology annotation, cellular component: axon; plasma membrane.